Aphis gossypii (cotton aphid) is the source of this 3538-nucleotide messenger RNA. RefSeq names its product aminopeptidase N-like. The transcript is spliced from 12 exons. The record is from RefSeq and is a predicted model, not a curated record. Gene Ontology annotation, biological process: peptide catabolic process; proteolysis. The coding region runs from base 32 to 3052 and encodes 1006 amino acids. NCBI's taxonomy places the organism in Eukaryota, Metazoa, Arthropoda, Insecta, Hemiptera, Aphididae. Gene Ontology annotation, molecular function: zinc ion binding; peptide binding; metalloaminopeptidase activity. Gene Ontology annotation, cellular component: cytoplasm.
GGCGGCAGUGGCGAUCAGUCAGGACUCGACGAUGGUCCGUCACGCGUUCUUUGCGUUCUCAGCAGCGCUGUUCUUCGCAGCGGCCGCCGGCCAGUCGGACGUGGACGGCUCGUCCGCUUCGUCGUACCGCUCGAACGUGGCCGACGGGCUCAGGGCCGCGGCCGGGUACCGGACGGGGGUGGCCGCCGACGCCGAUGACGGCGGUGCGGCCGGCGGCGUGUACAGGUUGCCGGCCGGCGUGACGCCCGUGUCGUACGCGCUGCGCGUGGACACCGACAUGGACAACCUGUCGUACUCGGGCGGCGUGGACAUCGCCAUCGUCUCGGAGGUGACGCCCAAGCUGUGCCGGAUCGUGCUCAACGCCAAAGACCUGCGGGUGACCGACGUCCGGGUGACGGACGUGAACACGGGCACGCGGCUGACGGUCGCCGACCGGUGGUUGGCCGACGACGACGAACAGCUGAUCGUCACGCUCGAAGGCCGGUGCCUGUUACCCGAACGGCGGUACGAGGUGGCCGUCGACUUCCAAGCGCCGCUCCGGGACGACAUGUCGGGCUACUACAGGAGUUCGUACCUGGAAGGCAACGUCACCAAAUGGUUGGCCGUGACAAAAUUUGAACCUACGCACGCAAGAAAAGCAUUUCCCUGUUUCGACGAACCCGCGCUCAAAGCACCGUUCACCGUGUCCAUCAAAAGGCGGUCAGAUCAAAUAUCUCUGUCCAAUAUGCCUUUGUCGAAUUCCACUAAAAUACAAAAUACAGACAUGUACUGGGAUCAUUACAUGGAGACUCCUCCGAUUUCCACGUACUUGGUGGCGUUUUUCGUGGGCGAAUUUUACGCCAUGAAAACGCGCAACAUCGGAAUAUACACGCACAGGCGUUACGUGAAGCAGGCCGAAUAUAUUGCGGACAAAUCGCCUAAACUACUCGAAGCGAUGGAGAAAUUCACCGGAGUGGAUUACACUUUGCCCAAAUUGGAUUUGCUGGCGAUUCCGGAUUUCGCGGCAGGUGCGAUGGAGAAUUGGGGCUUGAACACAUACAGGGAAAGGCUGUUACUGUUAUCGGAAGACUCCAAAACGAAAAACAAAGAGUUUGCGACGACAGUAGUACAACACGAACUCUCUCAUCAGUGGUUUGGAGAUCUGGUGACGUGCGCGUGGUGGGACUAUUUGUGGCUGAACGAAGGUUUCGCAACGUAUUUCGAAUAUAUGGCAACUAAAACGGUUGAACCGGACUGGCGACUGGAGGACGUGUUUGUAUACGAAGUGCAUCAAUCGGCCCUGGAAGCUGACCAAAGCCCGACGCAUGCAAUAUCCGGUUCCGUCGAAACACCGGCGCAGAUUAAGGGUAUGUUCGAUGACAUAUCCUAUAGCAAAGCGGGUGCUGUGCUCCGGAUGUUACAGUACGCGGUGACAGAGGAACAUUUUAAAAAAGCGUUGAACCUAUAUCUGAAAAAUAACGAGUUUAAUGCGGCCACUCCCGAAGAACUGUGGAACGCGUUCGAAAACGUUCUCUAUGACGCCGAAUUUGAUGUUGGAGAAAACGUGACCGUCACCGAAUUCAUGAGGUCUUGGACGGAGCAGCCCGGUUACCCGUUGGUCGAGAUCGUCAGAGACAACUCCACAUUCGUCGUAACUCAGAAACGGUUUUUGGUUUAUGGGUCUAAUGAUACUGUCAACAAUAAUGUGACAGAAUGGAUUAUCGGUCUGACUUACACGACGCAGAGUAGGAAGGAUUUCAACGACGUUUUGCCCAAGACUUGGCUGAAGGAAAACAAAACAGUCUUGACAGAUCUAGAUGGAACCGGAUGGUAUAUUUUCAACUUACAGUCAAUCGGAUUUUAUAGAGUUAAUUACGACGAAGAAAAUUGGAACGCCUUAAUUAGUCAGCUGCAUGACGAUUGCAACGAAAUACACGUGUUGAAUAGGGCUCAGCUGAUAGACGACGCGUUUAAUUUAGCUUUAGCGAACCGAAUGGAUUAUGCACAGGUUUUGAAGUUGUCAGAAUAUUUGAUAAAUGAAAACGACCCAGUUCCGUGGUAUUCAGUUCAAAACGGAUUCUCAUACUUGAUGAACCGUAUGAGACGUUGUCCGAACGGUUACAAGAAACUUAAAGCUUAUGUGGGGUACUUGGCCGGAUUGAUAUACUCGAAAACCGAAGAUCUCGUCGUAAACCUCAACAGCACGGACCACGCCGUCAACACGGGCUGGAACUCGUUCUCGAGUUGGGCGUGCAAGCUGGACAACGAGCAGUGCACGAAAUCGGCUUCGACUUACUUCCAGAAAUGGCGUCGGGGCGAAAAUAUACCAGCCGACAUCAGGGACGCGGCGUUUUGCGUCGGAGUGAAAUACGGCGAUUCGGAAGUGUGGUACAACGUGCUCGACGUGUACGUUCGAUCCGAGUCGGCAUCCGAUCGACAGUCCGCUCAGUUGGCGUUAGCUUGUUCCAAAGACCCUGUCCAACUGUCGAAGUAUUUGGACUUCAUGUUUGAAGGGUACAACGGCCCGAUUCUGCCACAAGACUUUAGGGUGAUAUAUCGCACGUUGGCGUCGACGCCACAAGGCAUUGGGGCGAUGAUCGAGUUCUUGACCACCAAACUCGAUCGCAUCGUAAACGAAGUAAUCUACGGGGAACAAGUCGCCACGUCUAUAUACGCGCUGUUGGCUUCCCGGGUGGCUCGCGACGAUGAAAUACUUAAGAUCGACGACCUGAGGAAAAACUCUUCGGUUCCGGAACGCAUUAGGCAGCGGUUCGACGCGUCUUACCGCGACCGAGUGGACACCAACUUGGCGUGGUUCGACUCGCACUAUUCGACGAUCGGCGAAUGGUCCGCGGCCGCCGUGCUCAGACUCGGUUUGUCGGAAGACACGACGCCGCCACCGCCGCCGCCGCCACCACCGUCACCAUCACCACCCGGCGGUGACGACCCGUCCAAAACGUGGACGGCCGAAACUUCCGCCGGCGCCGUGGACGCGUCCACUCGGUUUGUCUUGAUCGCGGCCGCGGCGGCGUUGUGGCUGUGCUCGACGCGAAGUCUACUGCUGUGGACUUAAGUCGGCGGACGUGAGCGAAACCGCCAAAAACCGUUUCGUCCCUCCGACGGGGUCGUGGGUCGUGUCGAACGGUCGGACCGUAAUAUGAUGUUAUGGAUCGCGUGACGUUCACGCGAAUAGACCGACGACACAUAUUAUACAAUAUAGACAGUUUUACGAGCGUAAAAUUAUAGCGCAUAGUGAGAGUAGUGAAUUAUGUUAAAAAAUAUUAAAUUUUAUAUAGUAAAAAACUUCAUUUAUAGACAAAUUAAUUGGGAGUUGUUGCGAGUCGUUCAUUAAUAUUGUUCGUUAUAAUGUAUUAUGUAUUAUAUUAUAAUAAUAUGUUUAUAUGUUUUAUGUAAAUUGUAGGUAGGUACUUGUUUGUUUUGUUUCAGACAAAUGUCUAAUUACUGUUUGUAUAAAAAAUUGCGUCUAUAUUUUUAUAAGAAAUAUAAUCAUACAAUAUGCAUAUUGUAAUCUACAUUAAAAUAUAUAGAUACUAAAUUA